This is a messenger RNA of Ochlerotatus camptorhynchus, 1773 nucleotides long. RefSeq lists its product as uncharacterized. Gene Ontology annotation, biological process: long-chain fatty acid metabolic process; fatty-acyl-CoA biosynthetic process. The transcript has 5 exons. Lineage: Eukaryota; Metazoa; Arthropoda; Insecta; Diptera; Culicidae. The record is from RefSeq and is a predicted model, not a curated record. Bases 21 to 1730 code for a protein of 569 amino acids. Gene Ontology annotation, molecular function: long-chain fatty acid-CoA ligase activity.
AGACAAGUGCGACGAAAACGAUGGCUUCUGCGGGGGAUGAGAGUAGAUUAAUCAUCAGCGGCGGACCGGUACCGCAAAAUGUUACCGAAGGACACGGUUCCCUCGGAGCGUACCUCAGGAAUCGAAUGCGACUCAAUGGCAAUGAUGUUGGUCUUAUUGAUGGAGUUUACGGAACGGAACUGCGGUACCUGGAACUGCUGGAGCAAACUGUUCGACUGGCGGAGUGCCUGCGUACUUUGGCCGAUGUCAGAGUCGGAGAUGUGGUCGGAAUCGUCAGCGAGAAUAGGCUCGAAUUCCCGGCGGCCCUGUUUGCUUCGAUCUUUCUAGGAGCGACCGUGGCGCCCAUCAAUCUAACCUACACCGAGGGUGAACUGGUUCAUGCAUUUAACCUGUCCAAGCCAAAGGUCAUCUUCGUGUCACCGUUCUCGGCGGAUCGGGUUGUGGCCGCGGCACGGAAGAAUCGACACAUCGUCCAGCGGGUGAUUCUGUUCGGCGAGGAGAACCCCUUCGGAAGCGAUGUGGAACUGUUCGAUGAUUUCCAGAAGCCGGUCUCGUUUAUCAAUCCGCUGCAGUUCUACAUUCCACCGGUGGACGUCGACAAUCAUGUGGCACUGGUUAUGUGCUCCUCGGGAACUACCGGGCUGCCGAAGGGCGUGCAGCUUACGCACUACAAUCUGAUGGCCAGCAUUGCGCUGUUGAAUGACCUUAUCAACAAAACUUGUAAUUCCAGUGACCGGAAUCAGUUGCACACUGGGGAAUCCUCGGAGCUGAUCGCACCGCCACCAGGUGGAAUCGUGCUACUCGGUGUCCUUCCGUGGUUCCACGCGUACGGUUGCAUGACCCUGAUCAACGUGAUCUGCAACAAGCAGCUGCUCGUCUCGUUGCCCAAGUUCGAGGAAGGCCUCUUUCUGAGCUGCAUCGAAAACUACCGCUGCACGAUGGUGUUCGUGGUGCCUCCGUUGGUGGUAUUCCUGGCCAAACACCCACUGGUCGACAGCUACGACUUGUCCAGUGUGGAUUCGCUGCUCUGCGGAGCGGCACCGUUGAGUAAGGAGACGGAGGAUCUGGUCAAGAAGCGCUUGAACAUUAGACACGUUCGCCAAGGGUACGGCAUGAGCGAGACUACGUUGGCUACUCUAGUUCAGAGCGGCGAAGGUCACAAGGCCGGAAGCGUGGGGAUCGUACAGGUAGGCACGCUGGCUAAGGUGAUUGAUCCGGCGACGGGUAAGCUAUUGGGACCGAAUCAGCACGGAGAACUGUGCUUCAAGGGGUCGCAAAUCAUGAAGGGGUACAUUGGCAAUGAGGUUGCUACGAAGGAAACGAUAGAUAAGGAGGGAUGGCUGCAUACCGGGGACAUUGGAUACUACGACCAGGAUUAUGAGUUCUUCAUCGUAGAUCGAUUGAAGGAGUUGAUCAAGUACAAAGCCUACCAAGUACCGCCGGCGGAACUGGAAGCGAUUCUGUUGACGAAUCCGAAGAUAAAGGAUGCAGCGGUGAUUGGCCUGCCGGACGAGAGUGCCGGAGAGCUUCCGAUGGCAUUCGUGGUUAAACAGGAAGGUGUCGAUGUUACCGAAGCGGAGAUCAAGAAGUACGUAGCCGACCGGACGUCACCGGCUAAGCGGCUGCACGGAGGCGUGAGGUUCAUUGCCGAAAUUCCGAAGAAUCUGAGUGGCAAGAUUCUGAGGCGAGAGCUCCGCGCUUUGCUCCAGAAACCUAAAUCAAAACUGUAGGAUAAAGGUGUUUGUGCUUUCUGUGUAUGAAAUAAUGGUACCA